UAAUUUUCACGUGGACAUGUUUUUGAAUUCAUGCUUUGAACAUUUCCAGCUUUCAAAAGCUUUCCAACGAAAUAUUAUUCAUUGCCAGGGUUUAUCAAUGUACCUCUGUACUGUCUAUCAUAAUUUGGUUGUGUUUUUUUUGUAAACGUUGAAGAGUAAUUUUCAAGGCGUUUUGUCGAGAAUCCAAAAUGGGUCUAGAAGAAAAGAUGUCGGAUAUAUCUUCGUGGUUCUAUCGUGGGGAAGGUAAUGAUACUAUGGUUGUUGGACUCCGGGGACAAAACCUUGUGUUAAGGUUGAAAAAAAGAUACAGACAGAAGACUGGAAGCAUCAAAGAUCAGAAUUAUUCAAUGAAUGGUAGUGCUGAGCAGCAUGACAACUCUCUGGACUUCUCUAAAAAUGUCUUCCUGCCUCUUAUGGGCGGGAAAUACGUGCGAGUUGGUGAGAUAGUGCGCUUACCACAUGGUUUUGCAGCUCAACUUGAUAUUGUGUGUGAACCUUUCAGGCCUAAACAUAGGCUUCAUAAGGGCAUAGAUACCAGUGCAGCCACAGCUAUUGCCAUGGCUGACUUUUGUCAUUUGCCAGAGGACAUACCAUGGAAUCCACAUCUUGGUGUAACAGAAAAAGUACAAGACACUCGUGUUGCUGAAAAUGCAUCUAGUAAACCAACAUUUUCAGUCGAAAUCAAGCCAAAAUGUGGCUUUAUACCAUUUUCAACUUACAUAAAGAAAGAACAUUUUGUCAAGCUUUCAACCUGUCAUUACUGCAUGCUACAACGAAUGAAGGUUGCAGAGGGAAAAUAUCCCAGACCAAGUCAAUACUGUCCUGUAAAUCUAUUUUCUGGUGACAUAAGUCGUGUGUUUUGUGCUUUGCAAUCACUAGUUUUUGAUCCUCAGAAUAAUUUAAGGAUCUUCAAGGAUGGCUUCCCAAUUUUUACUGAAGAAAUUGCCCAAGAUGCUAUCAAGAAUGAAGGUGUGUGCUGCUCGGCAUAUGUACUGGAAAGGAAUUUAAUCAACUGUGGAUGGACACAAGUCAGUAUUCCUACUCAUCUUCAAAGCUCCCUUGAGACUCACAACUGCGAUACAUUAGGCCUCUGCUCUAAUAGUUUCAUGAAAAAUGUUCUUCAAAUUCUUGUCCAUGAUUCAAACAUUACCAGUCACAAAAUUCCCCAGACUACAGAAUUUCACAAUCAAGUUUGUGAAGGACAGGGUCCAGUAAGUCAUAUCCAAGAUACUUUCAAAGAGAAUAAGGRAGUAAUGACUUUUGGGCGUGGUGGAGUGUUAGCAUGGUUGCACCUAGUGCAAAGAAUGGAUGACGUUGAUGUCGAGGGGCUAUUCCCCUUGUAUAUAAAGAUAAAUAAGUACUUUGAGCAUAAUCCCAAAGAAAGGGGAAUAUUCUCAGUGGAUGGGCCUUAUGAUACAGGCAUUUGGACUGACGUCAGCAGGUCAAAUUCAGUGGAUAAAGCUCAUGGGAUCCAUUUGCCAAAACUGAACAAGAUAGAAUCGUGGUCAACAAGAGACAUUGUUUUCAAGAUUUGUCAGUUUGCUGUUGCUAGCACAGCUAAAGAUUGCUCUAUGAUGCUCACUUUCCAAAGACAUCAUAAUCAGCCCAAACAUUUACCAUUCAUAGAAGAUGACACUUGUGGGUCUAAAGUAUACAUUUUGUAUAACAUAGAUCUGGUAGAUUUGGACCCCAAGGAGUUUGACAGAGUUCAAAAAUAUUACAGUGACAGCUGCAAUGCUGUCAGGCACUAUUUAAAAGCCCUUUAAACAAUGUAAACAAUAUGGCAGAAAUGGAGUAAGAAAAUGGACAAGCAUUUGAGAAUUCAACAAGUACUUAUCCAUUAGCUUACCAUUUGUACAAUGAAUAUUUUUGAUACAAUGACAAAGUUACUAAUUUUGGACUGUCUAAUUUUGUAACCGCUUUUCAUGGAAAAGAAAUCCAGCCUAUCACAGGAAAGCAUUCCGAGACUAAUGAUAAUGAAGACUACGAGUAACAGGGUCAGUCAAGAGGAAAAACCAACAUGUGGGACACUGACAUUGAGCAUUGUUGAAUACACUUGGAUUUAGAAACAAUGAAAAAAAAUAUUACAAUAAAUAUAUUUUAUGUCUUAA
This is a messenger RNA of Actinia tenebrosa (Australian red waratah sea anemone), 2111 nucleotides long. Its product is annotated as inositol-pentakisphosphate 2-kinase-like. Gene Ontology annotation, molecular function: ATP binding; inositol-1,3,4,5,6-pentakisphosphate 2-kinase activity. NCBI's taxonomy places the organism in Eukaryota, Metazoa, Cnidaria, Anthozoa, Actiniaria, Actiniidae. The record is from RefSeq and is a predicted model, not a curated record. Gene Ontology annotation, cellular component: nucleus. Gene Ontology annotation, biological process: inositol phosphate biosynthetic process.